This is a messenger RNA of Lathyrus sativus (Indian pea), 423 nucleotides long. NCBI's taxonomy places the organism in Eukaryota, Viridiplantae, Streptophyta, Magnoliopsida, Fabales, Fabaceae. The record is from the annotation of a GenBank genome assembly.
AUGGCGAAAUUCUCCGAUCAAAUCCUUCAUCUCCGUUCACGGAAAUUCAGCUCCGUCAUUCUCACCUUCUUCGCUCUCUGCAUCAUCUUCCCCAUCUUUACAACGGCAGAACAUGAACACGAAGAGUCUUCAUCCGUUCUCCUGUUACCGUCGGCCACCGAAGAACACGGCAUGUGUUCCGGAACAACGCUGUCGUCUUGUCCGGCGAAAUGCUUCCGUACGGAUCCGGUUUGCGGUGCGGACGGGGUUACAUAUUGGUGUGGUUGCUCCGAGGCCGCCUGCGCCGGAGCUAAGGUUGCUAAAUUGGGUUUCUGUGAAGUGGGGAAUGGUGGAUCCGCGAAUUUUCCUGGUCAGGCUCUACUUCUGGUUCACAUUGUAUGGCUCAUCGUGUUAGGGUUUUCUGUGUUGUUCGGGUUUUUUUAG